AUGGCGGCGCUCGGCGGCUUGCUUGCCGCAGCCAUCCUCAAGGUGGUGGCCGACCAGAUUGGUUCGGCAAUUGGAGGUCAGAUCAUGAUGCAGAAGAACUUCGAGAAGGAGCUGAGGAAGAUGAAAAUGGCUCUGGAGUCCGUCGAGGCGGUGCUCAAGGUCGCCGAGAGGCGGUCCAUCACCGACGAACCGACGCUUCUGUGGCUGAAGCGGCUUAAGGACGCCAUGUAUGCCAUCUCCGACAUGAUUGAUGAGUUCGAGGCUGACACUGAAGCGAUCUCUAAACCGUCUGCUCGGAAGUUAUCCUUCAAAAAAUAUUUGGCAAUUAUGAUCCCUUGUAUUACAAUUGUUCCCAAGAUUACAAUGGCCAAUAAGAUGGAGAAAAUGAGAGAAGAUCUGGAGGUGAUAACAGAUCAACACAACAAAUUCAAAUUAAAUGAAGGGACUAACGUCAAUGAGCCACACGCAACCGACAUACGGGAAACAUCGUCAACCUUGGAGACCCAAAUUAUUGGAAGAACCGAGGAGAAAGAGGAAAUUUUGGCCUCUUUAUCCGAGAGCAUGACAGAAGAGAUCACAAUCCUUCCUAUAUAUGGCAUUGGAGGCAUUGGCAAGACAACCUUGGCCAAAAUGAUUUACAAUAAUACCCUGUUCAAAGAAUACUCUCAGGUGUGGGUCUAUGUGUCCCAAACAUUUGAUUUGAAGAAAAUCGGGAACUCUAUCAUAACACAACUAUCAGAAAAAGAGAUGGAAAGUGACUACACUGAAGUUGAGAUGAUACAUAAAUCACUUCAAAAGCUCAUCGCCAAUAAGAAGAUUCUAAUUGUUUUAGAUGACCUAUGGGAGGGUGAGGAAUUUCAUCUGGAAAGACUCAAGGUUAUGCUAAGUGUUGGGAAGGGUGGUAAUGUGGUUAGUAUUGUAACCACACGCGAUGAAAACAUUGCAAAAAACAUCUCUACCAUCAAACCAUACAAAUUAGCACCAUUGACUGAUGAUAUCUGUUGGUCUAUAAUAAAGCAAAAUAGUGCAUUUGAAUCUAGACGCGAUAAAGAACAAUUAGAGGAGAUAGGGAAGGUCAUUGCAAUGAAGUGUGCUGGUGUGGCUUUAGCAGCUAAAGCACUUGGAUACAUGCUGCGAUCUAUGAAGAUUGGUGAAUGGGAAUCAAUGAGAGGCAGUGAUAUAUGGAAUGUAUCUACUUUGAAAGAUACAUCUUCUACGCAAGUUCUUGCGUCUUUGAAGUUGACCUAUAGUGUUAUGCCUUCAUAUUUGAAGCUUUGCUUUGCCUAUUGUGCAAUAUUUCCAAAAGGUCACAAGAUAAUUAAAGGUGAUCUUAUUCACCAAUGGGUGUCUCUUGGUUUCUCUACUUGUCUGCUUGCUAAGAGAUAUAUUAAUCAACUUUUGGGACUCUCUUUCCUUGAACAUUCGAAGUCAACAUCGUGGUGA
Messenger RNA from Lolium rigidum, 1443 nucleotides. RefSeq names its product putative disease resistance protein RGA1. Gene Ontology annotation, molecular function: ADP binding. The record is from RefSeq and is a predicted model, not a curated record. Bases 1 to 1443 code for a protein of 480 amino acids. The transcript is spliced from 3 exons. NCBI's taxonomy places the organism in Eukaryota, Viridiplantae, Streptophyta, Magnoliopsida, Poales, Poaceae. Gene Ontology annotation, biological process: defense response to other organism.